Messenger RNA from Spodoptera frugiperda (fall armyworm), 1599 nucleotides. RefSeq names its product eukaryotic translation initiation factor 3 subunit E (gene eIF3e). Gene Ontology annotation, biological process: translational initiation. Gene Ontology annotation, molecular function: translation initiation factor activity. Bases 114 to 1451 code for a protein of 445 amino acids. Lineage: Eukaryota; Metazoa; Arthropoda; Insecta; Lepidoptera; Noctuidae. Gene Ontology annotation, cellular component: eukaryotic translation initiation factor 3 complex; nucleus; cytoplasm. The transcript has 9 exons. The record is from RefSeq and is a predicted model, not a curated record.
AAGACUUGUCAAUACGUUCUUCCUUGCUUGUCUGCCAUGCCACUGGGCAUAGUUAUUGCUUUCACAAGAUACUUUUACAAUAAUUCGAGACAGUGACAAAUAAAAACUGCAAAAUGAGUUAUUCCAAAUUCGACUUGACCUUUAAAAUAGGUCAAUACCUUGAUCGGCAUUUGGUAUUUCCGUUGCUUGAGUUUUUAGCUGCUAAAGAGACUUAUGAUCAGUCGGAGCUCUUGCAGGCUAAGUUGGAAAUUCUUAGCAAAACUAACAUGAUUGAUUAUGUUAUUGACAUUAGAAAAAUGUUAUACCCUGAUGAGGAUACCCCUGAGGAAAUUAAAGCAAGAAGAGGGGUAGUCCUUUCCCAGCUUCAAGAACUCCAAGAUGCUGUGGAACCAGUGUUGAGACUCAUGCAGAGAGAUGAUGUCAUGAAAACAGUGGAAACUAUGAGGGACCCUAAAACUCUCAUUAAUCAUCUUACUACCAACAAAGAGUUUGAGUUCAAGAUUGAGAUGAUUGAUAGCAUGUAUCGGCUAGCCAAGUAUCGCUAUGAGUGUGGUAACUAUGUGGAGUCAGCUUCAUACCUUUAUUUCUGCCAACUGGUCAUGUGCCCAACAGACAAGAAUUAUCUAUCUGUGUUAUGGGGUAAGUUGGCAAGUGAGAUUUUGGUACAAAACUGGGAUGGGGCUUUGGACGAUCUAACGAAAUUGAGGGAGUUUAUUGACAAUGGUGGCGCUGGCGCGACUGCUAAUAAUAUGCAAGCCCUUCAGCAGCGUACUUGGCUUGUACACUGGUCUCUUUUCGUAUUUUUCAACCAUGUUAAGGGCCGUGACCUCAUAAUUGAAAUGUUUUUGUACAAGCCUUUGUACUUGAAUGCUAUUCAAACUAUGUGCCCUCAUAUCCUCCGUUAUUUGGCUACUGCUGUAAUUAUAAAUCGGUCCAGAAGGAAUGCUCUGAAGGAUCUGGUCAAAGUCAUCCAGCAAGAAGCUUAUACUUACAGGGACCCCAUCACAGAGUUUAUAGAGCAUCUGUAUGUAAACUUUGACUUUGAAGCAGCUCGCAGGAAACUUAAUCAGUGUCAAGCAGUACUCUUGACGGACUUCUUUUUGAUUGCCUGUUUGGAGGAGUUUGUUGAAAACGCCCGACUUAUGAUUUUCGAGACAUUCUGCCGUAUUCACCAAGUUAUCAGUAUUGGAAUGUUAGCGGAGAACUUGAACAUGCAGCCUGAUGAGGCUGAAUGUUGGAUUGUGAACUUAAUCCGUAAUGCCCGCCUUGACGCCAAGAUUGACUCCAAGUUGGGUCAUGUCGUGAUGGGUGCGCAACCCUUGUCUCCGUACCAACAACUCGUAGAAAGGAUCGACUCUUUGGCUGUUCGAUCUGAAGCUCUUACUUCAUUAGUGGAACGCAAACAAAAAGCGCGCAAUCAAGAUAUUCGUUGGGGAGCUCAAGAAUUUUAAUACUGAACAUCUGUUCAUUCAUUUCAUAAACAUAACUUCAUUAUACCUAACUAAGCAAGAUUAACUAAGUUUCGUCACCAAAACUAAUUAUUGCUCUUCAGCUCAUCCAUGAAGCAGUUUUUAUUAAAUAUACAUAUUUAUACCAGAA